Molecule: messenger RNA, 7263 nt
Organism: Helicoverpa zea (corn earworm)
Lineage: Eukaryota; Metazoa; Arthropoda; Insecta; Lepidoptera; Noctuidae
Gene: Als2
Product: alsin
Exons: 9
Coding region: 225-5021 (1598 amino acids)
Source: RefSeq, a predicted model, not a curated record
AAUCAAAAGUUUAUAAAAAAUCUUAUCAAACAAAGAUAAAUAAAUCAGUGUUUUUCCUAGUUUAUAUAAAUAUUUCGUCGUAAAUGUAUCUCAUAGUGAACAGUUGCAAUCCACGGUGUAAUAUGUGCGACCACGACUCGCGAAAGUGUACAUUAGUUCUUCCGCCCUGAUUUAAAUCGAUGAUACUCCUACUUUCCAUGAAGAAAGGAAGUGAUUUAUAAAUAAUGAGUCAGCAUAAUUUCUGGAGAGGACUAACACCGUUGAACGUGCCAUUGUCCCAGCAAGUACCUGAUAAAAUUGUUAAACUGUGUUCUCUGGGCACAGACUUCAUUGUGUUAGGAAAUGACCAUGGUCUUUAUCACUGCGAAGCUUUGGAAGACUCUUUGAAUUUUAAGAAAAUCAGCGGCAUCUCAGCAAUAGACAUAUCGUACUAUAAUGAUAUCCUUUACAUUAUAGAUGUCCAUGGGCGACUAUAUAAGACAAAUGCUAGUUUUAAAAACAAAGAAGAAAUUAUUGUUAAGGAGGAUGCUAAGUGUUGUCCUCAUGGUUUUAAAAGUUCCAGUUAUAAAGUGAAGUUUAGAAAUGUAGUGACAAGUGAUUUUGGACAGCUGUUUAUAAGUAGUGAUGGGCAGCUGUGGGGCUCAGGCUGUAUGCCCCAACUUUCCAUAGACACUAGUAAUGUUAAGAAAAUUCCAUUUUUUGAAGGGAGGACUGUGUACAGUGCUUCAGUGGGUCAGAACUUUGCUGCAGUGAUAGCUAGGAAGAAUGUCAGACGGUCUGGCAACUGUGAUACAGAAAGUGAUAAUGAUGAUGAGGAAGUGUUUGCUUCAAAUUGCUCACAAUGCCAGACAAUAAUAGGCCUAGCAUCCCCCGCAUCCGUGCCAUCCCUAUCAGAAACCUGCCCUUUAGGUGUUCAAAUUAGUAAGUCUAGUGAAGAUUCUAGUAGUACUACAGCCCCACAAACUGAUGUUCAUGUUGAUGCUCAUAGCUUAACAGAAGAUUCUAGUCCCUCGUCUGAGGAAUCAAAAAUAGCAAGAACAAACUCACAAAAAAAUGCACACUUAGAGGCAGAAAUAAAUUCUCAAGAUGCUAAAUCAACAGAGAAUGGUGAUGACCACACAGAAAAAGAAAAUGGUGAAGCUUCUGGAGAUAAAAUUAAUAAUAUUUUUAUAAACACUGAUGCUGCUAGACAGUUUUUGAGCAGGCAGCUCUCUUGGGUCUCAGCUGGUGAAGAUUAUUUAGUAGAGUACACAGAAAAACCCACUAGGAUAAUAAAGGAGAAUGUAUCAAACCUAACAAACUUUGUUUAUGAAGGAGUGAAAACUGUAGGUGACAAAGUGGCAACAUUAUCAAGACAUGUUAGUGGCAGCAGUGACAAUAAUGAUGCUGUGGAACUACAACUGCGAAGUGAAAAUGAAGAAAUCAAUUCUCUUAUGUACAGCUGUACCUCAAACUGUAAUUUGGAGGAUUUACAUUUCUCCACAAGCACAAUAAGCAGUGAGAAAGAGUUUGAAGCUGCAAGAAAAACAGAGAACCUCAAAAACAUGUCUAAACUUGGUAAGAAUAUUUUAGCCACAGAACUAUGGACUUGGGGUGACAUAUCAUAUGGGCAACUAGGUGUAGGAGAUACAGUCAAAAGAAUAAAACCAAUGGUAGUCAUGAGCUUAUCUGGCUUUGGACUUCAGAAGGUCUCUUGUGGUAAGUGGCACUGUUCAGCUUUGACUCUAGAUGGCAGGCUCUUCAUGUGGGGCUACAACCAGUUCCAUCAAGUCAGCUUUGACAGCAGAGAAGAUAAAAGUGGUCCUAAGCAGUUCACAGAGAAUUCUGACAGUGAUAGAGUAAGAGACAUGAUAGCCACUGAUCACCAUACACUGGCAUACACUCAUAAUGAAAAUAUUUUUUAUAUGGGAAAGCACACUGAAGGGUACACAGAUGCUAUUGUUAACUUGAAUAUGAAAAAAGAUCAAGAGGAAUCUGAAAACAACUCAGAAGACGUGCAAAUAGCUGAAACCCUUAAUUUUGUAACUAAACCCCAAAACAUGUGCUACCAUUGGAGAAUAUUAUCAUCAGGCAACAUCAGCUAUUGCUCAAUAGAAGAGUCGUCCAAAUGUCCAGAGUUCCAAGAUCUGUCCAUUGCUCAAAGAUAUCUAGAGGAGAUGCUUUUGAUAUAUCAUAAUCUUGUUAAACCUUUCCUUAAGAAAAGUAAAGCUGUAACUACACAUUCCAAUAUUUACGAAACAGUUUGUGAUAUUUUUGGGGACAUAUUGAACAUAACUGCUCUGAAUGUUCUCUCGAUGUGGCAGUACGCCGAGAAGCAUAUAAACGAAUGUGAUAUUUCUUUAAUUAAAAAUUUAGAAGAGUUUAUUUAUUUGUACAGAAAGUAUUACGUAGCUGUAAGCAAUUUGAUAGUUAUCGGCGGCUUCGCGCAGAUUAACAGCGUCGUCGAUGUCCCGUCUAGUGUUUAUAGUUUGUUCAGCGAUCAGCUCCCGACUAACAAACAGAAGAAUAAUAAAAAGACUUUAGAAGCCAUAGUAUGCCUCGCCUUCAUACAACCUCUAACAAGAUUGAGCUCCUAUAAAUGCAUAGCUCAAUCGCUAUUGAGGUAUAAAACCAAAAGAAAAAAGGUCGACGCUAAAUCCAACAUAGAUGAGAGAUUAAACAAAGUAAUUGCGUCGCUUGACUCUUUGAUAGACGAACAAGAAAAGAAACGGAAGGAAGCGGAUGUCACAAAGUUAUUUUGGGAGACGAUAGGGAAGAGCCUUGAACAGUACCGGACGCCUGAACGACGCCUUGUUAGAGAAUCGAAAUCUCGCCAACUUAAUUUAGUGAAUCCUGGGCGUUUUUCGUCGCACUGGUUUGUCCUUUUCAACGACCUUUUCGUGCACGUCAGUGGGAGUACACCUAUUGUUCAUCCUUUAGAAACCUUAUGGGUGGAACCGAUUCCAAACACCGACUCUCUGCAAAACGUAAUUCAGCUGACGACGCCUGAAGAAACAAUCUCAGUAGCAACAACCACAGAGCAAGAGAAAACGGAGUGGACACAUUCUUUGAACACAUCAAUAAGACUUGUUCUGAAUAAAGACAAUUUCAAACCGCCCGCUGUGAGGACGGCCACUCACACAUUUUCAAACAAGAAUGCUUUUUACAAAGACGCUAAGUACACUGGGAGAUGGUUGGAUGGGAAGAUCCAUGGUAGCGGGAAGGUGGAGUGGCCUGAUGGCAAGCUGUACGUGGGACAGUUUCAGCUGAACGCGUUAAGUGGACAUGGGAAGAUGGAAAUGCCAAGUGUAGGAAUCUACGAAGGCCAAUGGAAGGACAACCUUCAAAACGGUUACGGUGUCUUGAAAUACACAACGGGUGACAUUUAUGAGGGUUAUUUUAAAGAUGGCAACCCCCAUGGCCAUGGGAUCAAGAAGCAAGGAGACUUUACUUCAUCAUCAGCUACCAUUUACACGGGGGAAUGGGUCAAUGGUGUCAGACAAGGGUAUGGAGUAAUGGAUGAUAUAGGUAAAGGGGAGAAAUAUUUGGGAAAUUGGAGCGAUAAUAAGAAACAUGGCUGCGGUUUGAUUGUGACUUUGGACGGCAUUUAUUAUGAGGGACUGUUCAUGCAAGAUGUUUUGACGGGUCAUGGUGUAAUGGUAUUCGAAGACGGUACCCACUACGAAGGGGAGUUUCGUUCAGCUGGCGUGUUCUCAGGCAAGGGCAUCCUGACCUUCUCCAGCGGAGACAAGAUCGAAGGGUCCCUCAGUGGAGCGUGGACUGAAGGCGUUAAAAUAUCAAACGCUACCAUGCAUUUGAACGUAUCUAACCCGGUCCUGCCAACGAAUUCUAAACCUAACUCAUUCGGAAAACUAAGCGUAGCCCCAAACCAAAAAUGGAACGCUCUCUUUCGACAAUGCUUCCAAUGCCUCGGUGUCUCAGAGUCCAUCCUUACGCCGACUGGCAACCACUUUGCCAAUGGCCCAUCUGGCAAUACCAUAGACAACGUGAAGAUCUGGCAAAAUGUUGCCGUUGCCAUAUCGUGUUCGCACAAAGAGAGGAAUAAAAUGUCUAUGAGGAAAAGAAGUAAUGAAAUGGAUAAGUCUGUGGACCGCUUAGAAGUUAUACCGCACUUCGGACAAAAGACUCUAAAUUUGGAGAACUAUACGGAAGUGCAGCAGUAUUUGUAUAAUCUUGUCCCAUAUCCACAGGCCUGCGAGUCAACCCACCAUCCUUUAGGCCAACUAGUCCUAGGCCUUACCAACGCCUUCAACACUACCUAUGGAGGAGUUAGAGUUCAUCCGUUGUUGCUCAGCCAUGCUGUGAAGGAACUGAAGAGUAUUACUGCUAGGCUGUAUCAGGUUGUGAGGUUGCUGUUCCCAGCGUUGCCUCCUGAGGGUACCGAUGCUGUACUGCCUUAUAAGAAAAGGGAGGAUGGAGUUGAGGUGGAUAGUAAUCCUAUUGAUGGGGAGGUGGUAUCAGCAGCAUCGCUUCUACAGCCCACACUACUACCGCGCGUCCACCCGGCGCUGUUCGUGUUAUACGCGCUACACAACAAGAGGGAAGAUGAUUUAUACUGGCGACGGCUGUUGAAGUGGAAUAGACAGCCGGAUUUGACGUUAAUGGCUUUUUUGGGGAUUGAUCAAAAAUUCUGGGUAGGCUACACUGGCCCUAACAACCAAAUGUCCCCGACUUCCCCCCUCAAAGAGCAGCUCUUCCAAGAAGCCGUGGAGACGUUACAGCAACUGAAGACAACCUUCUCGCCCAUUGAGAAGCUUCUGGUUAUCAGAAGUACUUUCCAGAAGAUGACUACUGCUGUUCAACAUGAGCUGGGUUCUAACUACCUCUGGAGUAUGGACGAGUUAUUCCCAGUAUUUCACUUCGUAGUAGUCCGAGCUCGGAUCCUACAGCUAGGCUCAGAAAUACACUUCAUUGAAGACUUCCUGGAACCGGCCAUGCAGCACGGAGAGUUGGGGCUCAUGUUCACUACGCUUAAGGCGUGCUACUUCCAAAUCCUUCAAGAGAAAAUGUCGAUCAACUAAAGCAACUAUUUAUAAAGUUAAAAGGAAACGAUUGAUCUCGCAAUACGUAAUGGUGCGUAUAUAUAUUAUAUACAGUUUAGUUAUAAUAAUGUAGCUUGCGCAAUAAUUUGCUUUGUAAGACCUCGCUAGGUGUUCUGUUCGCUUGUAGGUGUGUAGGGACGUAUAAAAACUUAAAAAGUGUUCAGAAGACAAGUCAUUAGGUAUGUUGCCAAAAAAUUGCAGGAAUGUGUGAGUUGCCCUAAGCAACUUCUAAUAUUAGGGGCAGCCUAGACGAUUAAUUAAAUUGUGCAAUAUUGAGUCGCUAAAAAUCGUUGCGCAAUCUUCUCUAUGCGGAUAGUUGCACAAUUUUUAAAAUUGCGCAAUUUAAUUGAACAUCUAGCCUGAUGCUGCCAAUCAUUCGAAUUAAAGCGCAAUAUACGUCAUCAAAAACAUACGUCCUUACCCAAAAUAACUGUUACGAGUCCUUCUUGUUAUGUAAUUGUAUAAUGUCUAUCGUGUACCAAUGCUUAGGGAUGAAAACCGACCGUUUUCUUUUAAAAAUACAAAAUACUCUUUUAGUGUCUCGUUAAACAUAAACAACUGAAUCUGAUGGCAUGAUAUUAAUUAUUUAAUUUCAAAUAUAAUAAAGAACAAUAAUAAUUGAUAAUGCGUUAUAUGCAAUAGGUUUUUUUUUGUUAAUUUAUUUAUACUAUGUAGCGUAUUGUUAUAUCAUAAAGGCACUAUAAUCUGUCUUAAUAAUCAUUAUUGUAGCGUCUUAUGUCUUGAAAGUAGUAGCUAGAAAAUCAAGUUGUAUUUGAUUUGUUUUUAUAUAAAAUAUAAUAAAUAAUGAAUUAGUUCCAUAAUGGUUCAUACUAGAAAAUAGUAGAUAUGGUAAUGCAAGUGGUAUCAGUAUAAUGAUACAAAAUGAUUUUAUAAUUUACCUCAUGAAUUGGUACUGUUAAAAAUGAUGUAUUUUUUUAUAAAAUAUCUUGUAACUACGUUACUGGUUUACAAACAUUAUGAUGUAGUUUUUGAUCAUUCCCAUCGCGUCCGUCCGAGGUGACGGUCGUUUAGAUAAUAUGUAUUUGUAAUCAUAGUAUGUAAAAUAUUGGCAAUAGCAUGUGCCUGCAAGCAUUAGUUAUGAAUGACACAUUCAUUUUUAUAUUAUUUACCCCACCUUUUUAAUAAGACUUAGCUUAUAUCUAACACAAUUUAAGUUGCAUUAAAUACUCCCGCAGAAUUAAUUUAAUUCGAAAGUAGGUAUUUAUUCGUAAGGCAACUAACAAAUGAGUUAUCUAUCAUACUAAAGAAUUUGAGUAUUGCCUGUUUUCUAGUUCAUUUAGUUAUUUUGAGUGCCAAAAUUUUAUAUACGCCAUUGAGUUUUAGGAUAUAAAACGGAGUGAGUGAACAUAAUAAAAUUAUAAAAUUAAAACGGUAGAAUCAGAAGUAAAAAAAAUAUAAAAUGUCUCAUUCGAAGUCUACUCACUCCGUUUUCCCCUAUUUAUCGUAUAUUAGGUAAUAAAUUAAAUAUAGAUUAAAAAUGAACAAUGCUAAGCAAUAAUCCAAAGGUCUGGUAGUACAAAAGAAUUGUUAUGUAGCAAACAAGUUGUUUCUUUUUUUUGUUUAAUGGAAAUUUCUGUUGCUGUGUCAAACUGUUUUUAUUCUGUAGCUCUAGUGUGUUUCGUGUUGCCAGUGAGAAAUUGUAGGUCAGGUAUUUUAGCGCGAAAGAGUAAAUUGUCAGCCAUAUUUGUUACUUUAUUGCAUAAGUCCACAACUUAAAAGGAAACUCCUUGGUGGAGAUUUGGAUACAGAAUAUAUUGACCGCUACUGCUGUUACUUAAAAGACACGAAAUAUUUGCUGAUGGUUUUAAUAUUGGCAGUCAAAUAUGGAGGGUUACCUUACCAUUGAAACAUGAUCAAAACAACAUUAUUGUAGUAUUUGAAUCGAAAAACUGGAUUUCAAUUUUAAUAGUAAAGUUGAAUAGGUAACACCGUUGAAUUUAGAAAAUAAAUAGCAAAGUCUAUUCCUAGAAUGGUAACCUCCAAGACUUAUAUCAUCCAAAAAGUGAGUUUCCUCUUUAAAAAUAUUAAUUAAUGUCGAUUGUUGAAUAGUAAAAAUGAUUGUUAUGUGAGUGAAAUUGAUAAGUACCAUAUCAUUAAUGUUACAUAAAUAUGUUAAUUACUAUUUAUAUCUGUCCUUCGUGAAGUGUGUUUUAACAUUUAAAAAAUAUAUAUUUAACAUUUAAUAAAAUUCGCAGUAAAA